Molecule: messenger RNA, 5215 nt
Organism: Ochlerotatus camptorhynchus
Lineage: Eukaryota; Metazoa; Arthropoda; Insecta; Diptera; Culicidae
Gene: Pi3K92E
Product: phosphatidylinositol 3-kinase 92E
Exons: 6
Coding region: 1139-4303 (1054 amino acids)
Biological process (GO): phosphatidylinositol-mediated signaling; phosphatidylinositol-3-phosphate biosynthetic process; cell migration
Cellular component (GO): cytoplasm; plasma membrane; phosphatidylinositol 3-kinase complex
Molecular function (GO): 1-phosphatidylinositol-4-phosphate 3-kinase activity; 1-phosphatidylinositol-3-kinase activity
Source: RefSeq, a predicted model, not a curated record
GAGGAAUGAAAAAAUAUUUUGCUGCUCAACUAAAUCGGACGGGAAAUCUGCCAACGACUGAUAUAUUGUUGAAAAAUAACUAGAAAUUUCCUUUCCAAGUGUCCAAAUUGUGUCCCAGAGUGAAAUUUAAACGUUCAAAAGUGCAGUGGAAAUAAAGUUUGCCCGGAAUUCAAACUGGUAAGCGAGAAAAAAGUGUUUUGUCUAGACCAUUGAAAAUAACUCCCUCGAGAGUGUGGAUCGAAGAAAGAGUUCAAGAAUAAGUAAACGAAAAAAGGCCAAGAUACGAUUGUUUGCCACGAAAAGUACACCAUUUUGCCUAGCAGAAAUUUAAAAGAAAGAAAAUGCAAAAUUGCAAGUGAUAAGCCUCUGCCUGCCGUCGAGUGGUGUUUAUUGCACACGGGAUAAAUUGGUUUUUUGGGGCAGAAAGGAAUAAGGCAAUCGUGUGACGGGGAUUGCAAUGAGCAAAAAAGGUGAGCUGCUGACACUGCGAUGGAGAGGAUGACGGAAAAUGCUGAAACGAAGAAGGAGCGCCAUUACGGUGUCUGGGAUUUUUCGGUUAUCUAUCCACCAUGCUGCGGUUGCAGUGUGGUCACAAUAUCCGGGCAGUUCGUCAACACGAAUGUCGUUGAACCGAGAGAAUGAAACAAUAGGUCUCUCGGAGACGAUGAAGUUCAACAGAAACUGGCAGAACUGUAUCAACUAAUCAAUACCAACAACAAGAAGCGAUAGUGACAGUCGCACAUGGUAAAGAUAAAAAAGAGGUUCCUGCCUCGGUACCGUUAGUCCGAAUCAAGAAAAAAAAACAAAGUGGUGUUUUGUUGUGGAAAUGUGUGUAAACAGGUUGUUUUUGUAACGAAUGUGCAAAUAAUAGAGGCAGCAGCAACGACAAUAACAACGAGAAAGCAGCAAACCCUACCGCCCCGCCAGUCGAAAAGAUCCGGAAGAGAAGAGUGCGGUGCAUUGUGGAAGAAGUUUUUCCCCAGUUUGUGCUGCAGUGCUCUGCACGAGUGGUCGUGAUUUAGUGAAUGUUGAGUUUAUGAAACUGUGGAUACAAUAAAAAGCGCGCAAGCGAAUAAGCUAAUUUAGAAAAGAAUAUCGAUGUUCACUGGUAAAGUGUUCUAGUUUUAAGUGGAGCAAAAUGGGAGUAAUGUUCAAUUACGAUUAUUGGGCCAACCCGGAUGAGUCGACGGAAGUGACGUUCUUCAUGCCGAACGGCGUCCUCAUCAUACUGAAAUAUUCUAUUACCACGAAGCUUUCGGACCUUAAAGCGGACGUAUGGGAAGAGGCGGAGCGCUACCCACUCUACUGCCAUCUGGGCGACAAAUCGAUGUACUUCUUCAGCACGAUAUCGAGCGCCAACAACAAUAGCUACGAGUUGAACGAUGAGACCAAACGACUGAUGGAUAUCCAGCCAGUAUUGUGCAUGUUUCGCUUUGUGGAGAAGCAAGUUUCGGUUAACAACAAGCUAAUCAACAACAUCACCAACCUGCUCGGGAAGACCCUGUCGGAGAAAACGCUCAAGAACCCGGAGGUGAAUGACUUUCGCACCAAAAUGAGCUACCUCUGCGAGGACAUCGCCAACAAGCGUGCCGCAAUGAAUCGGAUGGAACGGAUAGCGUACCAAUAUCCGCCAAAACUGGUCAGUAGCCAACAUAUACCGGAGCUGGUGAAGAAACGCAUCACCAAUGGGGACUUCUGUGUGGUUGCUAAAAGUGCUGACAUGCAGGUAACGGUGAAAAUACCGUGCAAAGCAACGCCCGAUGAAGUGAUCAAGCGCAUUUUGGAGAAGAAGCAAAUAUUUCUAAACACACGUAACGAAAACAGUGCCGAAUUUAUCCUGAAGGUGUGCGGCCGAGAAGAAUACAUGUUUGGCGAGCAUCCCAUCAUCAACUUCCAGUACGUGCAAGACUCGUUGUCCCGCGAAGAAACGCCAACAUUUGUUCCCAAGUUACUGCGCAAUGUGGACAUUUUCGAGGAUAACAUUUACGAAAUUCCAGAGGACAUUAGCCAGAGAACGAAUAGUACAGGAAGUAGGCAACCGCCGCAUACAUUACGGAAAGUGAAAUACGUUACUAGUUGGGAUACCGAGGGUCCGUUACAGUGUAUGGUGAAGGAAAUUACGUCCUUGAAUUGUGACUCCAAUCGGAAUGUCGAGGUUGGCAUCCAGCUUGGGCUAUUUCAUGGAGGAAAAUCUCUUUGUAAACCAAUGAAAACACAAUUGGUGGCGUUGAAUGGUGGUCGGGCGGUGUGGAAUGAGUCUGUAGUGUUUGAUAUCGAUGUGAAGAAUGUUCCUAGGAUGGCAAGAUUGUGUUUAGUUAUUUAUGAAAAUGUUCGGACGGCGAAAGGUGUUGGAGUGCGAGCACGUCGAACUAAGGACGGUUUUAUGAAUCCCAUCGCUUGGGUGAAUACCAUGUUGUAUGAUUACAAGAAUCAGUUAAAAACCGGGCCGGUCACAUUAUACACUUGGACCUAUGCGGAAGAUCUGCAAUCCGAGGACGUUCUGCAUCCGCUCGGUACGGUUGAGCCGAAUCCCCGGCGGGAUGAGUGUUCCUCGAUAAUUUUAAGCUUUCACAACUACUACCAAGAGAAUAAGAUUAUAGUGUAUCCCUCGGAAGACCAGCUGCUGGCACACGCCGAAAAAAUGCGCCGAAUAAAUAGGCAUUUAAAUCGAGACAGUGCAGAGGAGAUGCGCCCCAUCAAGGAGAUCCUGAUGCCGUACAUGCACAACGAUAGACUGAAUGAUAUGCACGAGCAGGAUCGUAAUGCAAUUUGGGCGAAGCGAAGUGAGUGUAUGAAGUGGGAGCCUGACGGGCUGCCCUGUUUGCUGUACUGCGUUGAGUGGAACGAUCGCAAUGAGGUAGCUGAGAUCGUUUCGCUGCUGCAAGAAUGGCCCAUCCUUCCGGUGGAGCGCGCUCUCGAGCUGCUGGACUACGCAUACGCCGAUCAGUACGUCCGGAGGUACGCGGUGAAGUGUCUUCACGCAAUCCAGGACGACGAGCUGUUGCUCUACCUGCUGCAGCUGGUGCAAGCUAUGAAGCACGAAUCUUAUCUCUACUGUGAUCUGGUCGACAUUCUGUUGCAGCGAUCGUUGAACAAUCAGCAUAUUGGGCACUUUUUCUUCUGGCAUUUACGGUCGGAGAUUCAAGUUCCCUCCGUUCAGGUCCGGUUCGGUCUAAUCCUGGAAGCGUAUUUGAAGGGCAGCCAGGAGCAUAUAUCGAUACUGUUGAAGCAGAUGCAGUGUUUGAGGAAGUUGCAGCAUGGUUCAGAGCUGGUUAAAAAGGGAAAUAAGGAAAAGGGAAAAUCGUUACUGAUGGAUUACCUGCAAGAUAAACCCGUUGGUGAUGCCAUGUCCGAUGUGAUAAGUCCGCUUAAUCCUAGCUUUCGUUGUAAGGCCGUACGUAAAGAGAAGUGCAAAGUAAUGGACUCGAAGAUGCGACCCCUGUGGAUUGUUUAUCAGAAUUCAGACAUUAAUGGGGACGAUAUUAACAUGAUCUUCAAGAACGGUGACGAUCUUCGGCAGGAUAUGCUCACAUUGCAGAUGCUGCGAAUCAUGGAUCGAAUCUGGAAAAGUCAUGGAUACGAUUUUCGAAUGAAUCCGUACAGCUGUAUCAGUACCGAUCGCCGGUUGGGGAUCAUUGAGGUAGUGCUUAAUGCCGAAACUAUUGCUAACAUUCAGAAGGAGAAGGGAAUGUUCUCGGCCACAUCUCCAUUCAAGAAGGGUUCCCUUUUAACGUGGCUCAAAGAGCACAACACAACGGACGAAAUGCUGGCGAAAGCAAUACAGGAAUUCACGCUCAGUUGUGCAGGCUAUUGUGUCGCAACGUACGUCUUAGGAGUAGCCGAUCGGCAUUCCGAUAACAUUAUGGUGAAAAAGACUGGUCAGCUGUUCCAUAUCGAUUUCGGCCACAUCCUCGGCCAUUUCAAGGAAAAGUUCGGUUUCCGUCGAGAACGGGUACCGUUCGUGCUGACACAUGAUUUCGUUUAUGUAAUCAAUAAGGGUCGAACGGAUCGAGAAGCUCACGAGUUUCGACAGUUUCAGCAUCUUUGCGAAGAGGCGUUUUUAAUUCUAAGAAAGCACGGUUGUCUAAUCCUAUCACUGUUUGCCAUGAUGAUCUCGACUGGUCUACCCGAGCUGUCGUCGGAGAAGGAUCUUAACUAUCUAAGGGAAACUUUGGUGCUCGAUCUACCGGAGACGGAAGCGCGCGAACAUUUCAAGUCAAAGUUCAGCGAAGCCUUGGCCAACUCGUGGAAAACGUCGCUCAAUUGGGCUUCGCACAACUUCUCCAAGAACAAUAAACAGUGACAGUUGCGUUACAAUCUCACCAUGUAAGCCCAUCAUGGGGCGGAACAGUGAUUUCAUCGGCCGUUUCCCGUUCCUGCUGGAAAGGAAUUGGUAGAAUAAUGCUUUCAAAAUCGUGGAUAACAAUUAAUGAUUGCAAGUCGAAUUGUGGAACGGCGAUGUACCGCCAGUGCAAGACACUUUACGUAUUCAAUAUAUUGCGCAAUUCGUGAUUCAUUUCUCAUUUAGUAUCGUCAUCUAAAUUGCGAAUUUUCAUAGCGCUAGUAAACAAAUUGUGAAAUCAUGUAUCCCACAUGUAGAUGUCCUUUUGUGGCGUUGUACAGUUUUAAGAGUUAUUUUUAGUUAAUACAAGAAAUAUGCAUGGUAAUUCAGUGAUAAUGAUAAUAUAGUUAGCCUAUUUUUAGUUAGUCACGUUUUUAGUGUACAGUUAAAACAAAUUGUGUAAUUUGCGUUUUCAGUAGGAAAUUUAAAAUUUAUGUUCGUCAAGAUUAGUUAAAACAGGGAGCUUGAAUGGAGAGACUUUGUGGACUUUGUAAUAAAUUUGCGCAAAACGAUUUGCUGGCCUCAUUGGACCGGUCGAUCCCAUCGCGCUAGCCUAGAGAUAUUACCCCAAAUAAACUGCAGAUAGUUGCAAACGACUGAUAGAUCAAAACGUUAUAUUAAAAUUAACUGAAAUGUAUAUUAUUAAAACUGUAACGAAGCAGCUUAUCUAGGCGUUCUAGUUUACUAAUUUAAAAAAAGUGGUUUGAAAGAUUGUAUAGAAUAAGUAAAUCAAUUUUAUAGCAUAGCUUAACCGUAAUCCUAACAUCUAGUACGAUUAGGAAAGGCGGAGUCGUCCGCUUAAAACAAACUUUAAUGGACAAGAAACAGUAAAAUGAUUAACUGAAAAUAUGAAUGAAUCAGUUUCAAACUUAA